AUGGAAAAAGUAAGUCAGUGGGCAGACCACAUAAUCAACCAUUUUUGGUACUGCUGCGAAAUGGCCUCCAAAGAAACUAGCAGUGAUGAAGAGGCUCUAAGGAAGAUGAAGGUAAUUUGCACAUAACCUGCAGUCAUUCCUCUCGCAAACCUACUUCAGAGCUAAAAAUAUAUUUUAUUUAGGGUUUUACUGUUCUACACUUUCUGGUAAAUAUAAUUUAAUUUAUCGUAAUAGUCCAGUCUGCUAACCUUUUUUUGUUUUCCAUGAUCACUUUAUAAUUUAUGAAUAUGAAUGUGCUUGUUGACCAAUGAAGUAACUUUGUUCAAGCCAAAAUAUUGAGAACUAAAACAAGUAUACUUGAAAAAAUAUUAUGAACAAAUAAUCACAAAAGAAACACAACUAAGAAGGGCAGAUAGACAUGUCAUGUUUGGCAGCUCUAAAAUGGGGCACAUGGUCUCACACAUUUAAAAAAAUCUCUAUUAAGUUGACGAGUAUCCCUCUUUUUUACAGUAUACUAAUGCACAUCAAUGUUUCUCACUAUGCAGGAUAAAUGGAUUGGCCUAUUGCACCAUGUCUGCAAUGACCAUGAUUGGCCUGGAGGGAGCUGUGACCAUGGUGAGUUACCUGAAGACCAUUCUCUACCAUGGUUUGACAGGAGAGCAAAGGAUUUCAAAGCACUGCAAAAGAUCAUUCUUGACCCUGCCCUGCUGGAGAGUUUCAAGUCAAUUACAUUAAUAUAAAUUCAGGUGAACAUGGAGUUUAACUUCUCAUUUCUCUCUUAUAUGCAGGGCUGUCACUUAGAUUUCAAGAUGCAGGGUACAUGCUAUUAGUACGCAAGGACUUAAACAGCUAUGAAGUUCUUUUGGGUUUAUUUGUUUGUUGGUUCUGUUGGACAUGCUCAUACACUGUAGUGACAGCCCUAUCUAAGUGAACAGUAUCAGUGGAAUCCAUUGAAAAUAAAACCUGUGCUGUGGUCUUUCAUUUAUUGAAUGAGGUUUGUGGUAUUCAUUGCAAAUAUUAGAGUAGUAAAUUAAGAUAUUUUUCUUUUCAUUUCUUUAGACACACUGGUGCUUUGGAGUGUGCUAAUAGCAUGUCUCUUAUGUACACAUCUAAGAAAGUGUCAUUCACGUAAGUCACAUCAUUAUUUCACUGGAAUUUUUUUUUUUUUAUCUUUGUGCAGCAUGGUUUAAGCCAACAGUUAAAUGUGUUAUUCAUAAAUGAACGGCAAUAAAUGACACCAUGUCAUAUUUGACCUGCAUUGUGUAGAGGUCAUAUAAAAUGUUUAUGUUAAAAUCCUCCUUUGGGCUGUUAAACUGCUCCAUAACAACAUUAUAAUUUUAUUUCUUGUUAUUCGUGUGUCUGAGCAGCUGGGUUCAUUUACUAGCAAAUGAUCUGGAUUGGAGAACUUACUUUUGGACAUUCUCUUGGUAUUUUUUUUAGUGGUUUUAUACACCUAAAAAGAUUGUGUGAAGUUUUAUCAUAAUCACUAUUUCAACUUAUUGCAAGGUACAGCUGUAGCUUAUCUUGCAUGUUCCCUGUUAUAUAGAAUUUCUUAAUGUGACAUAUUCCAUAACUUCUAGGAAAAAGGUUUUCAGAGCAAGGAAGAAGUUGACUGCUAUAGAUUGGAACUACCACAAAUGA
This is a messenger RNA of Porites lobata, 1641 nucleotides long. The record is from the annotation of a GenBank genome assembly. NCBI's taxonomy places the organism in Eukaryota, Metazoa, Cnidaria, Anthozoa, Scleractinia, Poritidae.